Cuscuta campestris is the source of this 515-nucleotide messenger RNA. Lineage: Eukaryota; Viridiplantae; Streptophyta; Magnoliopsida; Solanales; Convolvulaceae. The record is from the annotation of a GenBank genome assembly.
GAUAGCUCGGACGGAAGGCAAAUCGACGAAAUCAAACGAACGGGUCAAAUCGAGUCAAAAUGCGAAAUCGACCAAUCAAUCCGGCGUGGAGGUUAAUCUGCCGGCGAUAUCAACUCGGGGCAGCGGCCGGAUGCGGCGACGGUGAUGGACGCCGGCGACAGUGGCGGAGCGGCAGCUCGACGGCGAUGAGCAGCGACUGGCGGCGCUGCAAUCGACGGAGGCGGACGACCGACGAAGGCGAAACAGCGGCGUUGCACUCGACGGCGAGGAUGGCCGCUAUGCAAAGGGCGACGGCGGCGCUCGAUUCUGGCGAAGGCGAAGCAGCAGCUGGAAGCUCGGCGACGGCGGCUGGAGGCUCGGCGACGCUGAGCGGCGGCUACUGGCGAAGGAAGCAGCGGCGGCGCUGGAGGCUUGGCGACGCUGGGCAGCGACUGGCUUCCGGCGACGGUAAGGUCGCAAUUGGCUGGUGCGGCGAGGCUGGGGAAGGCGACGGCGGCUCCAAUUGGACGGCGGAG